AUGUAUAAAAUGGAAUAUUCUUACCUCAAUUCCUCCGCCUACGAGUCGUGUAUGGCUGGUAUGGACACGUCCAGCCUGGCUUCGGCUUACGCUGACUUCAGUUCGUGCAGCCAAGCGAGCGGCUUCCAGUAUAACCCCAUCAGGACCACUUUCGGAGCCACCUCCGGGUGCCCGUCCCUCACGCCCGGAUCCUGCAGCCUGGGCACUCUUAGGGACCAUCAGAGCAGCCCAUACGCAGCAGUCCCUUACAAACUCUUCACCGACCACGGGGGCUUGAACGAGAAGAGGAAGCAAAGGCGCAUCAGGACCACGUUCACCAGCGCUCAGCUCAAGGAACUGGAGAGGGUCUUCGCGGAGACCCACUACCCGGACAUCUACACCCGGGAAGAGCUGGCCCUGAAAAUCGACCUCACCGAAGCCAGAGUUCAGGUCUGGUUCCAGAACCGCAGGGCGAAAUUCCGCAAGCAGGAGCGGGCGGCAGCAGCGGCGGCGGCGGCAGCCAAGAACGGCUCAUCCGGGAAGAAAUCCGACUCGUCGCGGGACGAUGAGAGCAAAGAGGCCAAAAGCACCGACCCGGACAGCACCGGCGGGCCUGGCCCAAACCCCAACCCGGCGCCCAGUUGCGGCGGCGGCGGCGGCGGCCCUAGCCCUGCCGGGGGGCAAGGAGGGGCUGGAGCCGGCGUGCCGGGGCCCGAGGCUGGCAAGGGUGCGGCGCCCGGCGGCUUGGCAGCGGCGGGGCCCGGGCCAGGCUGGGCUCCGGGGCCGGGGCCAAUCACCUCCAUCCCAGAUUCCUUAGGCGGGCCCUUCGCCAGCGUGCUCUCGUCACUGCAGAGACCCAACGGCACCAAAGGCACCUUGGUGAAGAGCAGCAUGUUUUGAACUGGCGGGUGGGCGGGGCGCCUCUCCGCUGCCGGCCGCCGCCUUCCAGCUGCCGCCCGGCUGAGAGCAAGGAUUUGGCGCCCCCUGCAGGGACUCGCGCCCUUCGCCUCGGGGUUGCAGCAGCCCGGGCGGGGCAAAGGCCGCUCUGGGCGCCCGGCUAGGAAGGCCAGGCCGUGGGGCGACGCUAGCCAGCUGCGCCUCAGCUCCCCAGCAUCGUCCCCCGCCGCGAGGAGGGCUGGCUUGCGCAGGUGGGCGUUUCCUUUCCUUUCUUCGCCGCCACGCCGGUGCAAGGAAGAGGGGCCUUCCUCCCCGAAGAACUGGCCUCCUCGUGGUGACUUGCGAGGGCCCUGCAGGCCUAAACAGCCGCGCUCCUUCCCUUUGCUGCAACGUGUCCAGCAUCUUCCUGCAGGAGGAGAUGCUGCGUUCCGGCUCUCUCCAGCCUCCUCCCACCCACCCUUGCAGCCUCUUACCGGGAGAAAACUGUCGACAGGUUGCCAGUGCUGUUUGGUUGUUGUUGCUGCUGCUGCUGUUGCUGCAAUGUAAUUUCCCCCCUCCCCAGGCUGUUUCUUGGGACCGAUUUGUGGCUGACCACGUCCUGUUCCCAACCCACGCUGCAUACAGAUCAUCUAAAUUGUUUGUCACCACGCCACAUCCGUGAUUUGGCACCGCCCCUGGCUAAGUCUGUACCUCCCAUCUUAAUACCGGUAUCAAGCAACUAAUUUUGUCGCUCCCGGCAGGGCUAAAUUUGGGCCCCAAAACUUCUUUUUGAGUGGUAGGACUGGCCCUGGAAGAAGGAGACCCCAAACAUGUGCAGAGUACAUUAUUUUCACCGUAUAGAGUGGUGUGAGCACACAGAGUGACGCACUGAAAUAGUUUUGAGCUUUUAGUUUACAAAUUAAACACUGAUUACCUGUAACUUGGGAAGCAUUACUGGAGCACAAAGUCUGAAUGUAUCUGUGAGACUAAUAGAAACUCCACUUCUGUGCUUUGAUAUUAGAUAUGACAGCAUAUACUGGCAGUGAACAUUCUAGAAAUUAUAGUAUUUGGGUGCUAGAUAUUAUGUCACACCUACUCAUACACCCCACUUAUGGAUGCCCACGUGGAUUAAUUGCUGUUUCUAGGCUGUACAGCACACUUUGAAGGUGUCUCAAAUACUUUUGUUGUCCUGCAUACAGAACCUCAUGGAAGUUGCAUCUUGUUCUGCUUUCUCUUUAUCCACUAGAAAAAGCUACUUUCCCCCACAUUAAACAAACAUACCUGCUUUUAUCUGACCAGUGUCAGAGGAUAUGGCUCAACCUACAUUAGGAAGAUUUAGGGUGAUGUGCCAAAUCAUUUGUUUGUGCUCAUGAUGAACAAUUUGGGCCUGGUUCACACAAGCAUGUUCAUCAGUUGGUGACUGCAGCACCCAGUGAUGACUUGCAUGUUUGAAUGGGCUGUUAAAGAUUUAACACCACAGACUUUCCAUCACCCCUCACAUGUGUGUGCACGCACACACACAGAGCUUGUCAGUAGUUUCACACAUUCAACUGUUGUCCACCAAGCGCACAGUAAUAAAGUGAUGAGAAAUCAAAUCAAGUUGUACACGCAUGUGUAAAGCAGCCCUUGGCCUAUGCUUCCAGCCCUGCGGCGAGAGAGAACAUGAAUUGGUCCUGACCAUUAAACAUAACCAAUUCUCCUAAUGAUUAGUUUUUCAUUUAUGCCCCCACCCUCCUAUUGCAGUUCCUGCAAAUCUACUGUCAUUGUGUAUUUAAUGUACAGCGAGACGUUUACAGGAGGAUUCUCUGUCCAAAAUGUCCCCAGAGGAUAUAACAUUCUUUCAGGUGAAUGGACUGUAUCCAUUCUGAAGAUUAUGGUUAUAUUGUCCAUGCAGUUUUUAGGCAUCCCUUGUUAGAGUUUUUAAAAAAACUUUAUUUUAAAUGCACAAGAAUCUAGGUAUUAGUUAUGUCAACAGGUAUGCUUUAACAUUUUUUCUGUGUCUUUCUACAACUGUGUUCUGUGACUCAAUUGUAUAGUGUUAAUAUUGAUACAAACUUGUCUACUCUAGUUAGACGUAUAAAUAAUGUUUUCUCUCCUUGUAGUCUUUACGGUGUGUCUUUAUGGAGAAAUGAGAUUCUCACUAGUUAAGUUCCUUUGCGUUUAGAGACGCCAGUUUUAUGCAAUGGUAUCUGCUUUGGUUAUCCGUUGCAUGUCUUCUUGUUUUUUGUUUUCUCUCUCUCUUCGUGUUGGAAUAUGUUUGUGAGCAUUAACAGUCAUAAAUUAUGUUUCAGGAUUUUCAGAUUUAUUUAUAUGUGGUUAAAAUGAAUGCUUCUAUUUAAAAGGGGAAAUAUUUCUACAUGUGCAUAUAGUUUUCCAAGAGUGUACCAUUAACUGAUUGUUGAUAAUAAAAACAAAAAGCAAAUAUA
Hemicordylus capensis (graceful crag lizard) is the source of this 3281-nucleotide messenger RNA. RefSeq names its product paired like homeobox 2B (gene PHOX2B). Bases 1 to 879 code for a protein of 292 amino acids. Gene Ontology annotation, biological process: regulation of transcription by RNA polymerase II. The transcript has 3 exons. NCBI's taxonomy places the organism in Eukaryota, Metazoa, Chordata, Lepidosauria, Squamata, Cordylidae. The record is from RefSeq and is a predicted model, not a curated record. Gene Ontology annotation, molecular function: RNA polymerase II transcription regulatory region sequence-specific DNA binding; DNA-binding transcription factor activity, RNA polymerase II-specific.